Messenger RNA from Periconia digitata, 1389 nucleotides. The record is from the annotation of a GenBank genome assembly. NCBI's taxonomy places the organism in Eukaryota, Fungi, Ascomycota, Dothideomycetes, Pleosporales, Periconiaceae.
UCAAACAGUCCACACCUUGAAAACGUCGCAAUCCAGUUUUCGGUUCUCCGACUUAGACUGCGGUGCGUGUCGGUAACCAAAGAGGAUCUACCUACCAAGCCCUGGUACCUCGGCAUCUUCCCCAGCUUCAUCUCCGCAUCCAACAUCCGCCGACGAAACAGAACCCCAUGUUAUGUCACUCCUCCCCACGACACUUCUUACUUGAAUUGCGCACCUGAUUCUUGACUGCUCACACAAAUUCACAACAUUAUCCCUUCUCUUUCUUUCUUCACGAUACUGUACCUUCACAGCUCAUCGACCUACCAUCUGCUCACUCAUCACACCGGGUCAACUAUAUCGUUAGUUACAUUGAAGAACCACACCGCAUUAUCCUCAGCCCUCUUAAUAGCAACCUGAAGAGCAUCCGCGAAUUGGAUUGCUGAUACGAAUUGUAAAGACAAGAUGCCUUCGGAAGAUCAACCUAGAGUCAAGCCCAGGGUUCUCAGCAAGGAACUUUCUGAGAGCCUUCCGGAUCCGGGGGAGUUUGAAGGCGUGAAAAAAGUGCGGAGUAUGGCAGCGGAUCUGGGGACAGAGCGAGUAAAAGGCAAAGUGGUCAUCAUAACCGGUGCAAACAGCCUCAUCGGCAUCGGGCGGGCAACAGCGCACAACCUGGCCCGCCACGGCGCAAAAGCGCUCUAUCUCUGCGAUUUCGCCUCGACCAACCUCGCCCAUCAUGAACGCGAGCUCACCACCCUCUACCCUUCCGUGGCAGUCUCAACCCACCAGUUCGAUGCUGCCGACGAAGCAGCCGUAUCGGCCGUCGUCUCCCAAGCUCUCCGCGAGCACGGCCGUCUAGAUGUUUUCUUCGCCAAUGCGGGAAUCGCCUCAGGCCGGCUCUUCUGGGAAGAAGACACGGAAGGCUUCAUGAAGAUGAUGCGCACCAACGCCCUCAGCGUCUUCCUAGCCGCAAAGUACGCUUCCCGCGCCAUGCUCGUCACGUCCCCCGCGAAACCCUACCCACAGGGCUCCAUCAUCGCGACGGCGUCGGUCGCGGGACUCCGCAGUAACGCUGGUCCGACGGAUUACUCGGCAAGCAAGGCCGCCGUCAUCAGUCUGGUGCAGACGUGCGCGUACCAGCUCAUAGGCACGGGAAUCCGCUGCAAUGCCGUUUGCCCUGGGCUCAUCGAGACGGGCAUGACGGCGCCAACGUUCGAGAAGGCUAGGGAGAGGGGCACGGAGCGCAAGAUUGGGCAGCUGAAUCCGUUGCAGAGGGGUGGGCAGCCCGACGAGGUCGCCAAAGUGGUGGCGUUUUUGGCGAGCGACGAGGCGAGCUAUGUUAAUGGGCAGGCUUGGGCUGUUGAUGGCGGGUUAUCUGCCGGUCUGCCUUUUGUUCCGGGCAAGUUGGCCUAA